GCGGACGUGAUGUGGGGACAUGGAGGGCUGUGCAGAGUCCAAUUGCGGUGUGCCGCUUGCGCUAGUGUUAUGAUAUCGAUGCUGUCCAGUCUUGCAGCUCGAAUAAGCCUCUUGCUGUGGCUACGGCGGGCGCCUUCAAGUUAUCUCCAGCCGUCGAGCGAACACAACAUUAACCCCCACUGCGCAAUGUAAGACGUGGCCAUCUGCAAAGGAGACUC
Molecule: messenger RNA, 218 nt
Organism: Phanerochaete carnosa HHB-10118-sp
Lineage: Eukaryota; Fungi; Basidiomycota; Agaricomycetes; Polyporales; Phanerochaetaceae
Exons: 1
Coding region: 10-192 (60 amino acids)
Source: RefSeq, a predicted model, not a curated record